ACUGGACAGAUUUUUUUUUUAAUAUGGCAUCUAUGUGAAGGACAAACAUCAAUCUAUUAAAACAUUUAUGACUUCAUCAUCAUUGAAUGGGUUCCAUACACUCGGUCUGUCCGGUUCACAAUCGGUUCAAGCUGUUGUUUUAACUAAAGGUAUUUCAAAAGUAAAACGUACACUUAUGUACAUUACAACAUCUUCAUUGUAACCAUUUUAUUCUUAUAUUUAAAGAGUGCUAUAAAAGUGUACUCAGGUUUGAUGACUCAUUUGAUGCCAUCUUUAUGGAAGGCUGUGGAAACCGCCUCCUCGUGUAAACGGCUCGAUUUCGUCCCCAUGUUUCACCGCGCACAGAGCUCGCGCGCUUCUCAAUAGCGAAUCGACUUUUCGGCUAACACGAUCGCUUCCGUCUCGAGCCCUCAGUCCAUAUAUGAUCACAUGACACAUUGAAUUAUAAACCGUAUAGCACUGCGAUGUUCGCUAUUAUUUAUUCUUUUAGUUAUGACAACUGUCUACCGCAUAUCUCUGCCAGUUAACUCCCGUGGUUCUACCACCGACCACACCGGAAGUUCGCAUUCUCCACGCAACCGAUCCCUUGACGUCACAGUAUUAAAUUAUUUUCAACCAAUCACAGAGCGCGUUCGGGAAGCGUUUGAAAAGUACUGUUAUCGUUCGGUAAAUUUGAUCGUUAAACUUAAAGAAUAUCAUUGUACACAGUUAUUUACUUAUUUAACUGGAAAGGGCAAAACAAGCUACAUGCACAGUUGUCGGUUUGAGUACCAGAAAGAAUGCAUACUUAAAAGAUAUAGCCUACUACAGUAUUCAAUGCACGUUUUGGAUAAAACCUGUCUACUAAAUGUAUAAAUCCAUGCUGGAUUUGACCAAACGUCUGUUUACUAGGAAAGUAAUCCAACAUUUCUCUCAGUCAGCAAUGCAAGGUUCAUGUUUACUUUUAGCAGCAUGGCAUACUUUAAACCCCCCUUGCCCCAAAUAAAUGUGAAUUUAUACCACAAGCACUUUCGAUAGACAUAGAGUUGAAAAAGUAAGCUAACAAUGAAGAUCCCUGCGGCUCUAAAUAUGUUCUUAUUGCUCUGUUUUGGUGCUUCGCUUGCUCAUGGUUUAAUUACGCCAGAAAAACUUAACAAUAUUGAAGAAAGACUGAGAGUCACAGAGACCAUUCUGGGUGAAUUGAAGAGAGAGAACGAAGCUUUGAGGAGUUUCACACAAGCCUUAGAGAUCAAGCUUGAAUCUUUACAAGCAAAGAAUACAGCUUUGAGGAGUUUAACACAAGCCUCAGAAAUCAAGCUUCAGUCUUUACAAGCAGAAAAUACAGCCAGAAAGGUUGCCUUUUCCGCUGGACUUUUAAACUCUGGACCACAACACACUGGACCAUUUGAAGAAUCAAGAACUCUGAUCUACAAAAAAAUCUUCAGUAACAUUGGAAAUGCAUAUGAUUCAAACACUGGCAUUUUCACAGCACCAGUAAAAGGAGUCUAUUUCUUCAGAUUUUAUGGUCAUUCACAUGUAGGGAACACAAUGGCGGUCAGUCUUUAUAAGAAUAAUGAACAGCAAUGCUCCGUGUAUUUUCACAAGACCCAGAGCGCUCCCAAUGGUAACGGCAGCAAUGGUGUUGUUCUUACACUGGAGAAGGCCGAUAAGGUGCACACAGAGCUGUGGAAAGACAGCUGGGUUUAUGACGAUGAGGCCAGCUUCACCAGUUUCAGUGGUUUCAUGCUUUUCCCUUUAUAAAUCUCAAACUCUUUAGCCCACCAGAGGAUGCAAAUAAUUCUGGAUAAACAAUAUAAACAAUGUUUAUAUAUUACAUAAACAAUAAAACAGCUUUGCUAAUUAAAAUCCAAAGUCAUGGUGUCAAAAACAGAUCGGAUCUCAUUAACAAUGGCGUUUUCAGUUCUUACACUUACAUAUUGCGUGAAUAUGAUUCCCUCUUAUAUAACAAUAGCUUGGGUUAAAUUUAAGAUUUUAAUUGAUCACGCCUUUAAAGAGUAAGUAGCAAAUGAUUUUAAAGGUACUACUUUGGUCUAUGGAGUGUCCAUCAUGAUGUAACAAGGGGUAAAAACACUUAUGUCGUAAUAAUAGGUAAUUAUUCUAACAUUACUUUGACUAAAUCUCAAAUGAUUCGUUCCGCGAUUCAUCCGUCGAAUCCCCUCCUAUCCGCUAGCCUAGUGUCAUGUGAUUGGUCAGGAGGGGAAGUCUGCUGUGAUUGGUCAAACACGUUUGUAACGAGCAAGGCGGGACGAGAGGGAGUUAUGAUAAUAAGUGUAAGCUGCGCAUUGCACAGGUAUCACAUCUUUUUGGAGGAGAUCGGAAGCAUAAAAGGACGAGCGACCGGAUAGAGGACCAGGCCUGGAUUUUAUGUUAUGUUUUAUGUUUGUCUUGCCGGCAGUCGACCGUGCGGGAGCUGCAGGCAUUUUACUUUCGUUUUGUGGUUUGUCUAUUUUUUUAUUAAAAGUUGUUGAACGUUCGCCGGUGACCGCCCCCUUCCCAUUCCCUGAAUUCGUUACAGCGUCCAUCAUGUAUCACAAAUGGAAUGCCAACCAUCGGUUUACGGUUUACAAAUGGAACGCCAACCAUCGGAUUACGGUUUAAAGGUUAUAUAUUAUACUGAGUAGAGAGAUGGGAGGGAUUUUACUUUUUUUUUUUUUGUUUGAGCCCGAGACUGACGAAGAAUCAUCCGAAUAUGAUAGUAAAUAAUAGAUAGACAAUAACAGAUUGAAUACUUAAAUUAGCAUAGUUAAUAGAUAAACAAACUGUAAUACCCGAUAAAUAACGGUACAUGUUAACGAUAACGUUAUAUGCAUUAGUUAAACACAGACAUAAGGUACACAAAUAUUUUUUGAAGUUCUGACAAAAUUAAAUAGUCACACUUACAGAUUGUGAUUCGGUGGUGCUAAUGGUUGGUAUUUCCUCCUUUGAAGGAUAGUCUUUUAACAUUUCCUGCAACGUGUCAAGAUUAUUGAAGCAAUCUUUGGUAAAAUGACUUGCGCACAGUAAAACCCUGGGGUUUAUACUCCUUUGGUGUCAUUUGAAAAUUAAUUGUAACCAUUGUUCCCCUCAGAAGUUCUUCCUUUCGUAGUUUAAAUAAUACGCACUUAGUUUCACAACGUAGAACCAACCUGGUCGCACCAAUUGCGUAUAAAUAACACGCUGUUGCAUUAUCGAAUAUGUACGCCAAGUUGCGAUUUUGCGUGCAUAUGAUACGCCAAUGUUUGCUUGUACCUGGGUGGAGAACAGCCAUUUUAAAACGUACAUGAAGAGGAACACUGAAAUAAUUAAAGUAAUACUGUUAGGUUAAGGGUUUGGGUUAGGGGACAGGGUGAUGAGCCAAAUUGCUGUUCAAACACACUAAUUGGCAAAAAAAAUCGCAAUUUGGCGUCCGUAUUAUACGAUAAUGCACAGCGCGUGUUAUUUAUACGCAAGUACAACACUGGUUUCAGAUGGCACACGCAUCACGAACGAGCGACAGUGUUUGGGGAAGGAGAGAGUGAAGUUUUCGCUGCAGUCCCAGCAAAACGUAGGCGGGGACUAUGUCCAGUGACGUAGAUACGCGGCGGUCGAGACGCGUCUCGUUUGAGUGAUUCAGAGUCGUCUCACCAAUAACUUUGUUAUUUAUUCACUGUAAGACUUACAACUUGGCAGACAUUCAAACACGGCAACAUAACACACCACAUGAAAUGUAAUUUUCAUCAUCUACUGCUAUUCAGACAUGUGCAAAGAUAGCCUACAGAGUUCUCCAAAUCCUUAAGUUUCACCAUUUAGUUUAUAGUUCACACACCACAAGCCUGUUAUGAGCACAGUUAAUGUCACCCUAUUCUCCAACUAGGACAACUACACAGUCCUCUGUCCGAUUGUGAUCAUUUGGUUCAUUUUCUUUCCAAUUGGUGAUGGUCAGCGGUUGGGAUUUCAUGUCUACAAAAUGGUCUUCUUUCUCUAUGUCUGUUGCACAGAUUAAUAGAGAUCUGUGGAUGGAGCUCAAAAAAGGUAGCCCAUUAUUUUCAUCUUUGUGAACGAUUAAAAAUGUAUUUGUCAUCACCUGCCAUGCACAGGAUGUCCGAGACCGAUUAAAGUAAUUAAAUAAAUUAA
Messenger RNA from Triplophysa dalaica, 4092 nucleotides. RefSeq names its product cerebellin-1-like. Bases 1045 to 1740 code for a protein of 231 amino acids. NCBI's taxonomy places the organism in Eukaryota, Metazoa, Chordata, Actinopteri, Cypriniformes, Nemacheilidae. The transcript is spliced from 5 exons. Gene Ontology annotation, molecular function: protein binding. The record is from RefSeq and is a predicted model, not a curated record.